AUGUGACGUCGGUCAACUCUGUGUUACGUGCCUAACUGCAUGUGCAUGGGUCAUGACAGCAAUUGUUUCUUGCUCUUUGCAAGAAUUGAAUGUAUCUCUUUCACGUGUAAGGUUACCUGUUAUGAGGAAUUCCACCACGCUACUAUACAAACAUUCCCACACAUGACAAUAAGGUCCAUUGAACAAUUGAUGAAUGAUGAUGUCAAUAACAGUCAUGCACUUAGCAGAUAUUGAAGUUUUUACAAAAAGUGCAAAAAAAUUUCUGAUGUUGACAUAACCAAUAUUUGUCAGUUAGGUGUCUUUCUGUGCUAUUUAUUAUGUAAUAGAGCUUGUUUAUAGACAUCAACGUGUUAAUUAAUUUUUAGCAUAACCAAUCUGUUUGAAUUAUCUCUGAAUUUGGGGAGAAUGACUUGCUGUGAGACAAUAAAUUUAUGAGUGACAUUCCUACUUCUCUUCCAUGUGUCUACAUGCACAGACGAGAGAGUUUAUGAAAGAGGCAACACAUGGUGCUAUUUUAUAAUUGGUAGUGUUGUUGGUUUUGGCUUAUUUUAUCUUCUGAAAUGAAUUGUAUGUAAUGAAACAUUUGAUCUCAAAUGAAUUUUGGCAGAUCGUUUCGUUUUCAAGAAAUGCUUGGAUUUGGUGGAGCAUUUACAGAAUCGUCAUCAUUUGUUUGGUCUGGCUUGAACAGUGAAUCUCGCCAGCAAAUUCUGGAUCUCUUCUUUUCUAAAGACGGUCUCCAGUACUCUCUUGCCAGGGUCCCUAUUGGAUCAUGUGAUUUUUCCUUGAGUUUUUACAGCUACGAUGAUGUAGAAGGAGACACAGAUUUGGAACAUUUUAGUAUUGAACAUGACCAAAAAUGGAGGAUACCUUUCAUGAAAGCUGCCAUAGCUACAAGAGCAAAAUGGAGUAACACGUCUAUAAAGUUCUUGGGCUCUCCGUGGAGUGCUCCUGGUUGGAUGAAAUCUGAUGGUCUUAUGUCUUGUCCUGUUAGCUGUCUUUUGUGCACCUUGAAAGCAAAGUACCAAGAUACUUAUUCCAAGUACAUAUCGCUCUUUGUUUCUAAAUUUACAGAAAUCGGAAUUCCCAUAUGGGGUGUAACUGUCCAGAAUGAACCAGGUGCUUGCUCUCCCCUCUACGAAGGAAUGCAUUUCACACCAGAAACGGAGCGAGAUUUUGUGAAGAACCACCUAGGCCCUGUGCUUUCAUCAGAUCACCCUCAUCUGGCACUUUUGGUUUACGAUCACAACAAAGAUCAUGUUGCCAAGUGGGCCGAGACAAUUUAUAGUGACAAGAAUGCAUCUCAGUAUGUAUGGGGUAUGGCUGUUCACUGGUACUCAGGUGACCAAUUCAGUAACUUGAACACAACACAUUACAUUGAUGUGUCCAAGCCUAUAUUGGCAACUGAGGCGACUGUAAAACGAGAGAAGGAUCCAACAGAUCCUUUGUGGAGCCACGGUGAGCAUUAUGCUCACGAUAUGAUUGGUGACUUUAACAACUGGGUUGUUGGGUUUAUUGAUUGGAACUUGUUGCUCGACAUGUAUGGUGGUCCAGAUCAUGCAGGACCACACGAGUGUGAGGGGCUCAUAAAGUGUGGAAGUGAUGCCAUGAUCCUAGCAGAUAACACAACCGGAAAAAUAUAUCUUCAAACAUUCUACUACUACAUGGGUCAUUUUAGCAAAUUUGUGCCUCCUGGAUCAAUUCGCAUUGGAGUUGUUUCUAGUAAUGAGGAUCUGGAGGCAACUGGAUUUGUGACACCUGAUAAUACAACUGCUGUUGUUGUGAUGAACUCUCAUGACGAUCCUAUUACUUACAAACUAUUGGAUGAAAUAUCAACUUUGGCAGUCAAUGUCACCAUUCCUGCUCAUGCCAUACAAACUGUUUUGUAUUCGGUAUAGUUUUUAACUGUGACUUAGUGCUAAGGUUAAGGCUGCCGCUGUUUACAACAGAAAGGUGUCCUGGAGCAUUGGACAAGUUAUACUGGCACAAGGCACCUAUUUUUCUAACACAUUUAUAUGAAAUACAGUUGAUCAGUGUAUAUCAUCUUGUAAAUGUCAAUAAC
Corticium candelabrum is the source of this 2059-nucleotide messenger RNA. Its product is annotated as putative glucosylceramidase 3. Gene Ontology annotation, molecular function: glucosylceramidase activity. Gene Ontology annotation, biological process: glucosylceramide catabolic process. Bases 594 to 1895 code for a protein of 433 amino acids. Lineage: Eukaryota; Metazoa; Porifera; Homoscleromorpha; Homosclerophorida; Plakinidae. The transcript has 3 exons. The record is from RefSeq and is a predicted model, not a curated record.